Molecule: messenger RNA, 2589 nt
Organism: Emericellopsis atlantica
Lineage: Eukaryota; Fungi; Ascomycota; Sordariomycetes; Hypocreales; Bionectriaceae
Product: DNA ligase
Exons: 5
Coding region: 1-2589 (862 amino acids)
Biological process (GO): DNA repair; DNA biosynthetic process; DNA recombination
Cellular component (GO): mitochondrion; nucleus
Molecular function (GO): DNA binding; DNA ligase (ATP) activity; ATP binding
Source: RefSeq, a predicted model, not a curated record
AUGCCGUCGAAGCAGGCUACAUUGGGUAAAUUCUUUGGUGGGAAAGGAGGCCCGCCACCUCAACAGACCAAGCUCUCGUUCGCGACCAAGGCGAAGAAGCCAGAGGUCAAAGAUGAGGAGGAGGCAGAUACUGAUAUGAAGGACGCUGAGGCGCCAGAGAACUCAGAUGCUUCCGAACAAUCCAAGAAGCGAGCUCGGUCCACAAGCCAAAGCAAUGGUCACGCCGAAACGAAACCUGAACCUGCCGAAAAUGACGGAGACGAUGCUCCCGUAACCAAGCGAUCGAGACGGAAGCGAGUCAAAAUAGAGGAAGACGAGGAUGAGUCAGUUGAAGAACCCCCAUCCGCAUCGCCUCCCGCCAAGAAGGCCACGGCAACAAAAGCAGCUCAAAAGGGGCAAGCCAAAAGCGCGGCAGUGAAGACGGAGCAGAUCGAAGAAGCUGAGGAUGUUGCAAUGGAAGAGGAGGAUGCUUCAGCCUCCUCAUCGGCAUCAGAUGCUGAGCUGGAAGAGGAAAAGCCAGCGAUUGCAAAGAAGGCACGCGAGAAGCUUCAGACACAGCUCAAAGCAAAGGACCACAACGACCCAUAUCCAGACUGGAAAGCAGGCACCCCUGUGCCGUAUGCGGCGCUUUGUCAGACGUUCUCGCUGAUCGAAAUGACGACGAAGCGUUUGAUCAUGACAGAGCAUUGCGCCAAGUUCCUGCGACAAGUCAUGCGCCUCACCCCGGGCGACCUGUUGCCCACGGUCCUCCUCAUGAUCAACAAGCUCGCUCCCGACUACGCAGGCAUCGAGUUGGGUAUUGGCGAAUCUCUUAUUAUGAAGGCUAUUAGCGAGGCUGGCGGGCAAACCCUGGCUGGCAUCAAGGCUGAGCAGCAAGCAGUUGGUGAUCUUGGUCUUGUGGCGUUGAAGACCAGGUCGAGGCAGGCGACUAUACUCAAACCCCCACCGUUAACAGUCAAGGGUGUUCAUCAAGGGUUGAUGGCUAUCGCUACAGUGUCGGGUAACGGUGCGCAGGGUCGGAAGGUGGCUGGCAUCAAGAAGCUACUUUCGGCAGCCGACUCUUCUGGUGUCAAGAUCGACAUCCAUAAGGACAAGGGUGGUCCCAGCGAGGCCAAGUUUAUCGUCCGUUUUCUGGAGGGCAAGCUCCGUCUCGGUUUGGCAGAGAGGACGGUUCUCGUUUCUUUGGCCCAAGCCGUUGUCUGCCACGAGGCUGAAAAGGAGGGAAAGGUACCCAGCACCUCAGACAUGGAGAAAGGCGAGGCAAUGCUCAAGCAGGUCUACAGCGAGCUCCCAAGCUACAAUGUUAUCGUCCCCGCAAUGCUUGAGGGCGGCAUCAUGAACCUGCCCGAUACCUGCAAGCUUAAGCCCGGCGUGCCUUUGAAGCCGAUGUUGGCUAAGCCGACCAAGGCCAUCACCGAGGUCUUGGACCGCUUCGAAGGGCAAAAAUUCACUUGCGAGUUUAAAUACGACGGUGAACGCGCUCAGAUCCAUUAUGUUGCAAAACAGGCACCAGAAGAACUUAGCCAAGCCAAGCCCGAUGCAAAUCAAGAGGCUGCCGGCGGCGUUGCCGCCAUCUUCUCGCGAAACUCGGAAGACCUGUCGAAGAAGUACCCUGAUGUGCUAGCCAAGCUUCAUACAUGGAUCAAGGACGAUACACAGAGCUUCGUGCUCGAUUGUGAGACGGUGGCGUGGGAUGUUGAGGAGAAGAAGGUGCUGCCAUUCCAGCAACUUAUGACACGAAAGCGCAAGGACGUCAAAGCCGAGGACGUCAAGGUCAAGGUUUGUGUCUUCGCCUUCGAUCUCCUCUAUCUAAAUGGCGAGCCCGCUGUCAAGAAAAGUUUGACGGAAAGACGAGCUCUGCUUAAGAAUGCUUUCAACCCUGUUGAAGGCGAAUUCGCCUUCGCGGAGUCCAUGGAUGGACAGGAACUUGAAGAGAUUCAAGUGUUCUUGGACGAAAGUGUCAAAGCGUCCUGCGAAGGACUGAUGGUCAAGAUGUUGGACGGACCCGAGAGUUGGUAUGAGCCCAGCAAACGCAGCCGCAACUGGCUAAAAAUCAAGAAAGACUACCUGGCUGGCGUGGGAGAUUCCCUCGACCUUGUCGUGCUCGGGGCCUACUACGGCAAAGGCAAGCGCACAUCGGUUUACGGUGCUUUCCUUCUGGCCUGUUGGAACCCAAACACCGAGAGCUAUGAAACGGUGUGCAAUAUCGGCACAGGGUUUUCUGAGCAGGUGCUCGAAGACUUGCAUAAGCAACUAUCAGAAAUCACCAUCGACCGACCUAAACCGUUCUACUCUCACUCGAGCGGAGGCCAGCACCAACCUGACGUUUGGUUCGAGCCGCGCUAUGUCUGGGAAGUCAAGACGGCCGACUUGACGCUCAGUCCUCGAUACAAAGCUGGGUGGAAGGAGGGCGUCGAUCCCAGUGGGUCGAAAGGCAUCAGUCUGCGAUUCCCUCGCUUCAUCAAGAUACGAGACGACAAGAAGCCCGACGAGGCCACGUCCUCGAGGCAGGUUGCGGAAAUGUAUAGGAAGCAGGAGAGCGUGACGAAGAACAAGGGGCCGUCUGUGGAUGAUGAUUUCGAGUAUUAA